ACUUAUAAGUUAUAACCACCUUAUCCCUCUCCAGAGAACUCUCCAUAGCACCUUUCUUUUUUCCCUCCUAAAAUUUUUUUCUUUUCCCUCUCGUAAACAUAAACACAAACACAUAGAAGACACAAAAAAGCUAACAUGGGAACUUUGGUGGGACAUGUAGCACCAGGUUUUGGGUUCAUGCUAAUAGGUUUAUGGCAUCUCUUCAACCACAUCAAGCUCCAUGCCAUUAACCCCAACAACUACACUUCUCCACCAUGGUUCCCAACUUCAAGCUCCAAGUACCUUGAGCUCUUCCUCAUCAUGUUUGGCUGCACUGCUUCCAUAUCCAUGGAGCUCUUCAUCGGCCCCGACCGCCACCAACCCUUCGACCCUGACGGCACCAUUCCCUCCAACCACCUCCACAACUUCGAGCACUCCUCCAUCUCCAUGACCUUCUUUGUCUACGCCGCCUUCGCCAUCGUCCUCGAUAAACUCAACAUCCAAGCUCAACAUAGCAUUACUCAGUUGAUUGGAGCCAUAGCCUUUGGUCAACAACUCCUCCUCUUCCACCUCCACUCUGCGGACCACAUGGGCCCGGAGGGUCAAUACCACAUGCUCUUGCAACUUCUUGUCCUUAUUUCUUUAUUAAGUACCCUUUUGGGGAUUGGAAUGCCGCGAAACUUUUUAGUAAGCUUCGUGCGUUCCAUUAGCAUAUUCUUUCAGGGAAUAUGGCUUAUGACCAUGGGGCUCAUGCUGUGGACCCCAGGUCUUAUCCCGAAAGGAUGCUUUAUGAAUUCUGAGGAGGGUCACAAGGUAGUUAGGUGUCACGAUGACAUGUCACUUCAUCGUGCCAAUUCUCUUGUGACCAUCCAGUUCAGCUGGUUCUUCAUUGUUGUCACCGUUUUCGCGGUGUCUUUAUACAUAGUUUUGGUCAAAUUUUACAAAAAGAUCGAGUAUUUUCCUACCAAAAAUGAAGAGGAAGAGGAGGAAGACGAAUCAAGCCAAGAUCUUGAGUCUCCAAAGAAGAACAUAGUUGGGAACCUCAUGAGGUUCAUCCAUGUCGGAAAGCCGUAUUCAUCGCUUGACAUUGAAAGGUAAUAAGAUUUGAAAUACAUGGCUGUAAAUUGCGGUCACAGUCAAUUGCUGUAAUAAGCCGCAACAGCAGCAAUAUUGAGACAUGAAGCUGGCAAAUUAAACUAUGAAGGAUUACUUAGGUUUGUGGUCCCAUAAUAUGUCAAAAUUCAUACUUUACAUUCAUUUAAAUUUUGGUGGAAAUUCAGGUGCAGUCGACUUCACGUGAAGUUGAUAUCUAAAAGUCGUUAGAUGAUUUGACUGAAUUGAUUAAAUUUUUAUCUAACGAGUUUUAGAUAUCAACUUUACGUAAAAUCGAUUUCACCUGAACUUUUACCUUUAUUUUUAUUUACGAUAGAAAUUCAGGUUCAGUUAUCUUCACGUAAAAUUAAUACCUAUAAAUCGUUAAAUGAAAUUACUGCACCCGAGUUUUUAUCAUCUACAAUGCAACUUUAAGUUAACAUCAUAUAAAUUUUUUAAUUGGUGGCUAGUUUGUUAAUUAAUUGAAAUAUAUGUUGUUAACUUAGAGCCUAUAUAUUAUGUGGAGAUAUAAAACAAGUGUAAAUUGUGGGUGACGUUGUAAUUAGUGGUUAGGUGGGUUGGUUCAUGGUACAGCAAUACAAUGUUGUUUUAGUUUUUCUUUUCCCCCGGCAUUAGGGAAAAGAGAUUAAAUUAAUUAAGCCAGCUGAAAUUAAUGUGAUUGGCUUAAUUAAACUUGUGCGUGUGGAUUACAAUGUUACAUACACGUCUAUAUAUUUUUUUAGAGGGUGACAUUUA
Arachis duranensis is the source of this 1827-nucleotide messenger RNA. RefSeq lists its product as uncharacterized. NCBI's taxonomy places the organism in Eukaryota, Viridiplantae, Streptophyta, Magnoliopsida, Fabales, Fabaceae. The record is from RefSeq and is a predicted model, not a curated record. Bases 136 to 1077 code for a protein of 313 amino acids. The transcript has a single exon.